Molecule: messenger RNA, 2543 nt
Organism: Theobroma umbraticum
Lineage: Eukaryota; Viridiplantae; Streptophyta; Magnoliopsida; Malvales; Malvaceae
Product: lipid transporter
Biological process (GO): glycolipid translocation; dolichol-linked oligosaccharide biosynthetic process
Cellular component (GO): endoplasmic reticulum membrane
Source: RefSeq, a predicted model, not a curated record
CUAUUCCCAGAGAAAGCAAACUUUACUCUUGAUUAAGGCAGAAAUUCUAUUUGUUUGUUGUGUUCUUUGGGAUAAGAAUUUCAGUUUGUUGUGUUCAUUAAAAAUAUUUACAACAUUUUCAGCACCGGCCCAAUGCGCCCUACACAGUCCGCUUCACCUUAGGGUGUCCAUCAACCUGGUGAAUCUGGGUUCCUUUUUAAGUAUUUGACUCGCCACCGGGUCAACCUUUUAGGUUUAAAGUCAAUGAAAGAAGUAAUGGACCUUGGGAGAAUUGGAAGCGUAGGCAGUUAAAGAAUCGGGCCAGUUUGAUUUCGCGGGAGCUGGGAACUGGGAAUUGGAUGAACGUUUUCUUGCCAAAAAGGUUGUUUCGGGGCGGACAAUAUAUUCCUCCAGGAAGUUAACCAGACCGAGAUAAAUAUAAGGGUUUUGAAUUUCUGGUUCCAAUUCUGUGUUCUCAGUUAGGGAUUCGAUCGCAUUGCCUUUGAUUUCGCAAACCGGUUGAAGAUUACUUAACUGAGUUCUUUGAAAAAGGAAAACCUAAAAUAGUAAGAUCGGAUUUUAAAAUGUCUGAAGCUUCUGACCGUACAAAUCUAUCUCACACUUUCAAAUACUUAUUGGCUACACAGUUCUUGUCAAGAGGAAUCCCGUUCAUAUUCAAUUCCUGGAUAGUGAGGCACCUCACCGAGGAGGACUAUGCGGUUUAUGCUGUUCAAUUCCAUCUGUUUGUGACAUGUGUGUUGUUUCUGAGUCGCGAGGGAUUCCGGCGAGCCUGCAUGCGGGCGGAUAUUAGAUUUGAAGGUGCUUCAACAAAAGACAAUGCUGCAACAUUGUUGAAAGUGGCCUGGAUGACUUUCCCAUUUGGAGUGGUUAUCACAAUUCUGGCAUGUGUCUUUGUCUUCUGGUGGCAAGGACUACAUCUUUCUGAUCCAUAUGCUCAGGCUAUUUUGAUUAAUGGUUAUGCGUGUAUAGCAGAGCUCUUGGCAGAACCUCUUUAUAUCCUUUCUCAGACACUGUUUCUACUCAAACUGCGGUUAAUUGUUGAAACUGCAGCUACGUUUUUACGCUGCAUAACAAUGUACAUCCUAAUUGUGAACCUCACUAACAUGGAGAAGGGAAUUGUCUUUGCAUUGUCUCAAGCAGCAUAUGGAUCCUGCUUGUUCCUGGGCUAUUGGGGUUAUUUUCUUUGUGCAUUUAGAAGUUUUGAUCUUUUUCCUUUCAGGCUAGGACAUAUCCUGGAUUUUGAUAAGCAGCUCCGAAAAAUGUGUACGUUGUUUACUCUUCAAUCCCUUCAAAAGUUGGUUCUUCAAGAAGGAGAAAAGAUGGUCCUUGUAUGGCUUGAUACACCUUAUAACCAAGCUGUAUAUGGACUCGUAGAUAAACUAGGGAGCUUGGUGGUCAGGUUGGUGUUUCUUCCUUUUGAAGAAAGUUCAUAUGCUACAUUUGCCAGGUCUGCUUCAGGACAGUCUCCACAUAAAAGCAAGAAGAUAGGAGAAAGCCUUACUGAGGCCUUGAAGCUUGUUUUACUAAUCGGUCUCAUAUUUGUGGCAUUUGGCCCAAGUUACUCCUAUUCUCUCAUCAGACUGUUGUAUGGUCAGAAAUGGAGUGAUGGAGAAGCUUCAGUGGCCCUUCAUUAUUAUUGUCUCUAUAUCAUUGUUUUGGCUAUGAACGGGACUUCUGAAGCAUUUCUUCAUGCAGUUGCAACAGAGAACCAACUCAAACGCUCAAAUGAUUCAUUACUUGUAUUUUCAGUGAUAUAUGUAGCAUUAAAUUACCUACUAAUACGGUCUGCUGGUGCUGUUGGUUUGAUUCUUGCGAAUUCUUUGAAUAUGAUUUUGAGGAUUGUUUACUCUGCAGUUUUCAUCAAACAUUUUUUCCAGGAGUCUUCUUCAUUUUCUUUCUACAGCUGUUUGCCUUCAGGUUGGCCAAUGCUGUUGUUAUCUGGUGUAACUACUCUCAUUUCUGAAAAGGUAUUUCUGGACCGUAAAAAUUUUUGGCCAUCCUUCUUGAUUCAUUUUUCCAUUGGAUUCACGUUCUUCUGCAUCUCAGCCUUUGUCAUUUAUCGACGUGAGAGGCCUUUUAUCAACAAAGUUAUCCGUUUCCGCAACCACUUGGACUGAAAUCAAGAACUUGCACAAAUGCCUUUUGAAAUUGAAGGUGGGAUUAUUUCCCUUAAGCAUACUUCUCAUAUUCUCCUCCUAAUUUAUCAUUUACUAAGUGAGUUGUAUGGGAUUUAAGAAUAGAGUUUUGAAAUUCAUUCAAUUGAAGAAUGCAAAGGAAUUUCUCUGUAGCAUUACAGAAUAGACUUGUCAGAAAGAGAAAUUGUAACAUAUACUAGUAGACGGGAUCUUCAAGAAUUUUGUGGAUUUCGGAUAGCUGAUGAGAUAUAUGGCGUUUACAGUUUUUGUUGGGCCAGGAUAUUGUAGACUCGACUUGGAUUUUCACACUGUUGUUUCUGUCAACUGAUCUCUUCCUCCUGAAAAGGUCUAAACUUUUAAGCCAUUAUUUUUCUGACAUUUUACAAUAAAAAAGAUAUAUUGCCGACA